UGCCUGCCUUACUAUAAUCAACAGAUAAUUAAAUCAAUGACUGAUUUUCAUUUCCGCUACAGUGAAUGGGAUUGUAUGAGCUGAAGGAAGUCAUUCUUGCCAAUGGAACAAUAUCUCUUAGGGAAUGUAUCAGCUGGGACAAAGUUCAGGUUGCCUUAUUGGACAGGCAGUUGCUGAAUGGAAUAUUGCUCUGAUAGCCUGCUUUAACUUUCUCAGGUUACUGUUCCAAGUAAAAUCAAAGGAAAGGAAGAACUUGAAGACAAUCAAGACAAGAGAUGGACCUAUCCCAUAAAUUUUCUAAACAAGAGCUCACCUUGCUAUAUGAAGAAGUUCUCUAUACUAUUCUCCAUCGCUUGGGCAAACCGGAGCCUAAUCAUGUUGCUGAUCCAGAAGAGUUAUAUGCAUAUGCGCAAAAGGUUUUUAAUAUGGAUUCAGAAGAGCAUAAUAUUAUACUACAGAGGACCAAAGAGUUGGAGAGGCCAAUCUUUUGUCUUAAAGCAACUGUGAAGCAAGCCAGAGGACUUCUGGGUAAAGAUGUCAGUGGGUUCAGUGACCCAUACUGCCUCCUAGGGAUAGAAAAUAAAAAGCAGGAUUCUUCUAAUGGUGGCGCCCAGCAGGAGAACAAAAAACGAUCAAAGGCCGUGGUGAAGAAUCUGAUCCCUGAAGACCAAACCCACCGCACCCAAGUCAUCUCUCAGACGUUAAACCCUGUGUGGAAUGAAACCUUUAUACUUGAGUUUAAAGAUGUGGAGAAUGCCAGGUUCCAGCUGGACAUGUGGGACUUCGAUGAAGUUGAAUCUGUACGCCAUAAACUGGGAGAACUAACAGAUCUCCAUGGCCUUAAGAGGUUUUUAAAGGAUGCUCGGAAGGACAAAGGGCAACAUGACUUUCUGGGAAAUGUGGUUCUUCGUGUGAAGGACCUGCAUUGCAGAGAAGACGGUUGGCACAAUCUGGAGCCUCGCACAGAAACAUACCCCAACAGAGGACAGUGCCACCUGCAGUUCCUCAUGAUUCACAAGAAGAGGAUGACCACAGCCAGUAGGACACAGCCAAGCUACACAGUCCAUCGGAAUCUUCUUCAGCAGAUGGUUUCUUAUGAGAUUCUUCAGCAUCAGGCUGGCAGCACUUCCUGGGACGGAGAGCUGAGCAAACAUGCCAGUACAAUCUUAUAUCUACAUGCAUCUCAGAAAGACCUUUCUAAUUUCCAUCAGGAUAUGGCGACGUGGCUGGCUUACAGCAAACUCUACCUGAUCCUGGAAUUCAACAGCAACUGCCUACUGCACCAGAUUACCAGCAUAGAGUACCAGUGGAUACAAGGGCGACUAAAACCUGAACAGAAAGCAGAAUUGGCUGACUCUUUCCAGUCCCUGCUGGCCUACGGGAUCUCUCUCCUCCAGAGAUACCGGAUCGUCUUUCCGCUCUCUACUGCAAACUCUACACAGAGGCUACAAUCACUGCUCAGGCUCUUGGUACAAAUUUGUAAAAUGAAAGCCUUCAGAGAACUUUGUACCAUGAACCCUGACCUUCCACAAAUGGUGACUGAGGCACUCAAGUCAGGAACAGCAGAAUGGUUUCAGAUGAAGAAACAACACUUGAAGCCAAUGGUCAAGACCAUGGAGGAGUGUGGCAAAGUUCUGGUCCGUCUUGUUACAGAAGUGAAUGCAGAUCUCCAGCAGUGCCACAAAGUCUGGAACAAAUAUUUCAGCAACACCAUGCGACUGGAUCUCUUCUCCAUUGCAUACUUAGAACUUCAAGAGCUGGUUUCCCGUUAUGUCAAAGAGCAACUGAGCGAGAUGGAUAGUGGCAUGUCCCACCUGACAGCAGAGAACCUUUUCCAGCUCUACCUCAACCUACAGGAACUGCAUCGCAUGAAAGAGUUUCUGUGCAACAGUGAAACUCCUCUUGAACUGAUGAAUUUCCACCAGUGGUUUAAGGAAGCCAUCCCUAAGUGGCUCCAGAAGACGUACACAAUAGGCCUGGAAAGGACUCAGAGAGCUGUAAAAGUGGAUCAGCUGAAGCCACUGGGGGAUCUGAAUAAACACAGUACAUCCACUGUAGACUUAUCUACCUGCUAUGUUCAGAUGGUCAAGACCUGGCAGCAGCUGGACUGGCCAGAUCCUGAGGAGGCUUUCAUGAUCAUGGUGAAAUUUGUUGAGGACAUGUGUAGAAUUGCUCUGCUGUACUGUCAGCUGAUCAAGGCAAGAGCAGAAGAAUUGUCAUCAUCGAACCGACAUGAGGAGGGAGAAGCAGCAAACCGGCUCUGCGUUGUGGUGAACAAUAUUGAGCAGCUUCGCAUGAUCAUCCUCAAACUGCCCUCACAGCUGGACUGGGCCCGUCUGAAGCAGCAGAUAGGAGAUGCCGUUGCCCCAGAACAGAUCCAGAACACCUUGCACCAACAGCUUCAGUCUACAGUGGCGUGCCUCAACAAUGAGAUCCGAGGCGUGGUUCAGACCCUGGCGACCAAAAUGGAAGCUGGGAUUUCCAGACACAUUCAACGACUGUCAACAUGUAGUGACUCCACGGACCCUGAAGAUUGCAUCACCCCAUUAAUGAAAUUUUUGGAGUGUGAGUUCGAGUACUUGCAUGGAAACCUGGUUCAGGAGAACUUUAACAGCCUUCUGGAGCUGCUGUGGAAUCAUACCUUACACACAUUGUCAAAGGCGGCUAAAAAGCAAGAUGGCAGCUUGCAGUACUUUAGGAAACUGCAGAUUGCCCUCCAGAGCUUGGAACUUUCAUUCCAUGCAGAAGGCUGUGGGCUGCCCAAGGACGUCCUCCACACUGCAGCUUUUACAACGCUGGAGAAAGAGCUGGAUCUUUGCUCUUCCACCACCAGAAAACUCAUCCAGAAGUACUUCAGUGCCAGAAUCCAGGAGCAGACAGAGACUAACUCUGAAAAAUAUGGGGCUGUGACCAUUAAAGCCAGUUACCGGCACUCGGAGCAGAAGCUGCGCGUUGAAGUGCUCAAUGCGGUCAACCUCCUGCCCCUGGACUCAAACGGCUCAAGUGACCCCUUUGUCCAGCUGACCCUGGAGCCGAGGCAUGAAUUCCCUGAAGUGGUUACAAGGUCAACCCAAUGCAUCAAGAACAAUCUCCACCCGCUGUUUGAUGAAGUCUUUGAUUUUUUAAUUCCUCCAGAAAAAUGCCAACAGGAUGGGGCAUGCUUAUUGCUCACAGUAUUUGACUAUGAUACCUUAGGAGCCAAUGAUCUAGAAGGAGAAGCCUUCCUGCCUCUCGGUCGGGUAAUGGGACUGAAUGAGGAUAAGGAUACAGUCAACCCAUCCAGAGUGCCCCAGAUCCGUUUAUUUUUGAUGCAUCCUGGAACCACUGGCAAUGAAAUCCUGAAGUUGCUCGAGAACCGAAAAGGAGAUAAGGAAGCUCAGGCAUUUGUGAAGCUGCGCAGACAACGGGCAAAGCAGUCCAAGGAAUACGAAUGACAGCAGCCAAGCAAGGGCAGGUUUUAAAGCAAGCGAGCUGAGGCGCAGCAGGAGUUGUGCUAUCAUGACAACAGUAAAUGACAGCAGAUGAGGAGUGAGCCAUUAGGCUAUAGCUAUUCUGACUGGUCACUUUCAUGCCAGAGCCCUACAGGCACUGGGCUCAUCCCAUGACAGCCCAGGUCUCUUUGUCGGUGCAAGUGCAGCAGCUUUUCAAAUGUAAGCCCCAGUCAACUUGGGAUGGCUCCAGUUGCCUUUGAUGUCUUUCCAUCUAAUUUCCAUCUGUUGGCUCCUUCUCGGUUUCCCUCCGUUUCCACAUUUUUCAGUGGUAGCACAGAUUUUUUGAAAUGAAGACAUGGGAUUGUUGGAUGCUCUUGCAGAUGAAGAAAAAUGUGACCAAAUACAUAUAUUUGAGCAUAUGAUAAUGGGAAACAGCCUGUUUGCCCAGCAAAGCUUGAAAUGAGUUCCCCUUGGGAAGUGAAGCCUGUUCUCCGGACGGUACAGAAAGUGGAAGAUAUGGUACUCCACGAUGCCAAAAGCGUGGUGGUGGUGGUGGGCAGCAUUUGAAGGGGGGGGGGGAUUAACACUUGUGAUUUGUCCCUAAUCUCUGCCACAGGGACUGGCAGUUUCAUCUGAUUUAAGCAUCACUGACUUGAAAGGGAAUUAGGAGGAAGAGUCACUGGCAAUGAACUGUAAUGGACUUCAUGCCCAUAUACUGCUAGGGCACAUUUUGGACUAUUGUGCAGAAGGCACAGGUAUUGCUGGACAGUGAAAACUCUUCCGGUUUAAAUCAGUGAAGGAUUAAAUAAAGUCUAUCUUCUGCUA
Messenger RNA from Sphaerodactylus townsendi, 4256 nucleotides. It is a transcript of the gene UNC13D, whose product is annotated as unc-13 homolog D. NCBI's taxonomy places the organism in Eukaryota, Metazoa, Chordata, Lepidosauria, Squamata, Sphaerodactylidae. Bases 276 to 3434 code for a protein of 1052 amino acids. The record is from RefSeq and is a predicted model, not a curated record. The transcript is spliced from 33 exons.